GAAGUCUGCAGGAUGGGGAAUACCAAGAGCAGCGCUUUGUCGAAGGAGCUCCUGGAGGAGCUGAAGUCCAACACGAAAUACUCAGAGUCCGAGCUCUGCACCUGGUACCAGUCCUUCCUGAAGGAGUGUCCCAGCGGGAAGAUCAGCAAGCAGCAGUUUGAGGGCAUCUACGCCAGCUUCUUCCCGAACGCGGACCCCACAGAUUACGCGCGGCACGUGUUCAGGAGUUUUGACACCAACGCGGACGGCACUUUGGACUUCAAGGAGUACAUCGUCGCUCUGCACCUCACAUCCGGGGGGAAGACUCUGCAGAAGCUGGAGUGGGCCUUUUCCCUGUACGACGUGGACGGGAACGGAACCAUCAGCAAAAAUGAAAUACUGGAGAUUGUUAGGUCAAUAUUCAACAUGAUUCCUAAUGACGACCAGAAGAACCUCCCCGAGGAUGAAAACACGCCGGAGAAGAGGGCGGAGAAAGUCUGGGAAUUCUUCGGGAAGAAGGAAAACGAUAAAGUCUCAGAGGGAGAAUUCAUUCAGGGUGUGAUGGACAACAAUGACAUCCUGCGGUUGAUACAAUAUGAUGAACCUCAGCAAAUUAAAGACAAGCUGAAAGAGAAGAAGCAAUAACAUGUGGAAAAAGCCCCUUCUUGUGAUUUUAAGACUUUUGUUUUUCUGUUUAAAUUCUCAAGUUCUGGCUGUUUGUCCUCUUCAAUUUUCGCUCUUUUUUUAUUGUAUUUUUUUGGUCUAACAACCAGGUAGACAGUACUGCAUGUUUGUCUUCGUACCCAGAGAGUAUUUUUGUUUGUGCCCUUUAGGAUGUAGUAUCUCAAUGUUUUUUAGGUCAAUGUUUGAUUGCUUUAAUCGGCAUUAAAGGCAUAAAUAAACUGCAACGACUGCACUCCUGUUAGUUACGGCUAUCUGCUAGCCUUCUAACUUCCUAUAACAUCUUAGUAACUGAGUGUAUUAUUCCAAAUAAAUUAGACAGUGGCUAAAUCUUAUAAUGGAGAAAAAAUUACAGAUAAGCUGGUCCAGCUAAACGCUAACUAGCAGUGUAGCCGUAACUGCCAUCUCAAGGGAAAUUUGUGUGAUUUCAUGUGGCUAAGAUACUUUAAAAUAACAUAUUUUGUCUUUAAUUAAACAUGAAUUCAUAGCUCAAAUGGACAAAAAAGCUGAGGAGGAAACAAUCUAAUAUAUCCUUGUGUUUGGCCCUUUGAUUGGCUCAAUAGAAGUAUGUAAGGUCAUUGACUAACCAGCACAAAGGUCAUUAGCUAGUUGUGGCUAGCUUACCAACUAGCCUUAGUCAAAGCUAAUUUACCCCUAUUUCCUGGUUGAAAAACUAUUUUGGCGCUAUGUCAUCUCAGUACUGUAUUUGUUAAACCACAUCAAUCAGACAACAGCUAAAUCUUUAAAAAAUAGGGAAAAGAUUAUCACCAGAUAAACUACUCGGGCUAAACGCUAACUAGCCUAGCUAGCAGGGUAGCAGUAACUGCAAUAUGUGCUGCCUCUAGAAUUCAUGUGGUUUCAUUUUAAUUUUAGCUACUUUCAUUCACAUUUUUGUGUUGAAUUAAACAUAAAUGUUUUAACUUAUUAGCUCAAAUGGAGAGAAGAAUCUGAAGAAGAAACAAAGAACAUAUUUUAAACAUUGUGUUCUCCCUUCACCCUUUAGAUUGGUUUUUUGUUUUUUUUAUGUAAGGACAGUGCAAAUAUUUAAUAAGCAGUAUAAAAAAAUUACACAAUUUACAACUUAUAUCUGUUAUACUCCUGUUUCUUACUGCUCUUUCCCUCUUGUCAGCCACCCUCCCCUUUAUGUUUGCUCGCCAGCCUUUCCUUGACAGCCAAUUUACUCUCUCAUGUCUGGCAGCGUACCGGCAGUGUUUGGUCACACUUGGAAUUGAUUCAUUAGGUUGAGAGCGAGAAAGUCUGGACGAGAGCUCCUUAUGAGAGGAAUUAGGCUCAGGUUAACAAUCUGCCUGAAUCAGCCGAUCCUCUUAAGAGCUGAAGGUCAACUGAGACGAACACACUCCUUUACUUUAAGUGUGUGGUGAAGAUAAUGUGGGCUUGGCACACUGAAGAAUAAUUUAGUUAUACAUAUUGUCAGGCAAGCUA
This is a messenger RNA of Anarrhichthys ocellatus (wolf-eel), 2103 nucleotides long. RefSeq names its product recoverin a (gene rcvrna). Lineage: Eukaryota; Metazoa; Chordata; Actinopteri; Perciformes; Anarhichadidae. The transcript has 3 exons. The record is from RefSeq and is a predicted model, not a curated record. Gene Ontology annotation, molecular function: calcium ion binding. Bases 13 to 624 code for a protein of 203 amino acids.